CCGCUGCUCUCCAGAAACCCGCAAAAAAGAAAAGAAAAAUACUUCCGUAAACUAAAGCCGGGUCGGUGUCCGGUCCGUGUGUGGCCAGCGCGUCUCCUCUGUUUACUGUUGGUUCCAGAGGUCCAGACUCCGGUCCGGAUGCUUGUCCCGGUACGUGAGCGUACACUGUAGUCCCGGGCCGGCUCUGUACGCUCCUGCGCGCUCCUCUCCCGUGAUCAGCGCGUGAUGAGGAACUGACGAGGACGACAACACAGAGGUGAGGACGACAACACGGCGGUGAGGCGUUCGGGUCGUGUCCCCUUGCUCCUUUUGUCCAGAUAUGUCUAUCGAGUGGAGCUCUGGGAUCGGGGCCCUGUCCCCGUGGGGGGGCCCAGCCUCCCUGCUCUGGACCCUACUGCUGCUGGUAGGUUUCUCAGAGUCCAAGCUGCAGCUUUCUGCUCCAGAGGCUGUCACCCUCCAACUGCUUCAUCAAGACACGGUCCACAUCAGCAGCAGUGCUCCUCUGAACGAGACUCUGAUGCUGCAUCUCAACGUGACAUCCAGCUCCAUAAGUAACUGGUCCUGUGUAGUGUCCUUGCCUCAAGAGGUUCUUCUGAGUGUAGGCAGCUCAGGGGCCUCGUUUAACGUGAGUGCACUGGCCGUGGGACAGGUCACCGCCUUCCUGAUCUCCAACUGCUCAGACCUCAGUGUAUCCCUGCGGAUCCGUUUCCUGGUCAUCCACAGUCACGUAGUGGAGCUGCUCAGUGAGGUGAUUGGAUGGAUUUAUUUCCUGGCCUGGUCGGUGUCCUUCUACCCACAGGCCUGGGAGAACUGGACCAGGAAGAGUGUGGUGGGGCUAAACCUGGACUUCCUGGCUCUGAACCUGACGGGGUUCUUCGCCUACAGUGUCUUCAACAUUGCUCUCUUCUGGGUGCAGACGAUAAAGGAGGAGUUUCUGCAGAGGGAUCCAAACGGAGUGAUCCCAGUGACAGCGAGUGAUGUGUUCUUCAGCCUUCAUGCCGUGCUGCUGUGUGUGCUCUAUGUGUGCCAGGCUGCGCUCUAUCAGAGGGGGGGGCAGACUGUCUCCUGGCCCGCUCGAGGCCUUUUGCUGCUGGGCUGGACCUUCGCUCUGGUCAGCCUCUUUCUGGCUGUGGCCCGGGUCAUCAGCUGGCUACAGUACAUCUACUACUUCUCCUACAUCAAACUGGCAGUGACACUGGUCAAGUAUGUGCCCCAGGCCUAUAUGAACUACCGCCGCCGCAGCACUGUGGGCUGGAGUAUUGGCAACGUGCUUCUGGACUUCACUGGAGGAGUGCUCAGCAUCCUGCAGAUGGUACUGCAGUCCUACAACAAUGACCAGUGGAUGCUCUUCUUUGGAAAUCCCACCAAGUUUGGACUGGGCCUCUUUUCUGUGCUCUUCGACCUGCUCUUCAUCAGUCAGCACUACUGCUUGUAUAGGACACAGUACCAGCCUGUCAUCGAAGAGGAGCAGGGUCCAGAUGAGGACUGUCCCAGGACUCAACCCGAACUGCACCAGGACUAAACCAGGGCCACUGUAGGACCAAUAGAAGUAUGGAUCAGGUGCUGUUGGUCCCCGUGCUCAGUGGCGCCUCCAGGAUUUUGACCCAAGGACAGCUAACUUGACCACACGGGUGGUUAAGAUUGAUGUCUUCUCUUUUUUUUUUCUUUUACAAGGGUGUAGGGUCUAUUGCUUUUGCAAUUUUUUGUCAACUGUCUUAUAAAGUUGAGCACUCUCGAGCUCCCCACGUCACCUCGCAAAACAAACAAAAAUACAGAACACAACAAAGUAUUGCAUGGAGGGUCAAAAAAAUGUAUGAAAUUUGACAGAAAAUUACUUUACAUACAUUUUUUUGAUAGAGAUGACUUAAACUAUAUGGUAUUUUUAACCUUGUUGCCACGGUGAUGCACAAAAUCUCCAAUGAGAUUUUGUUGGGGGAGAUCCCCAAAGUUCCCAUUCAUGAUAAUAUCAUGGAAUAUUGUGAAAUUUGCCACAAUGACUCUUCAUGUCAUCCUGAUCAAAAAAAGACAAUGACAAUCAUAUGGAAUAUUUCACUGGGUUGCCAUGGCAAUGCGCCAAAAUGCCCAUGUUAUCCUUAUGGCAAAAUUUCAAAAUAUUCCUACAUUUCAAAGUGAUAAAACAACUUAUUAGUUUCACUGAAGAACGUCACUUUUGAAGAACGUCACAUUUGGCACAGGUCACUCCGAGCAAAAAAGUCCAGGGGUCAAUGUCGUAUUUUGCACAGUGUUGCCAUGGCAAUGUCCCAAAAUGCUAAUUUUUAUCUAUGCUAGCACAUCAACAUCUUCAAGAUGUGCUGUUUGUGUUUAGUGAAAAAUACAGGCCAAAUAACACAUAAACAAAAAUAACACAGACACGUGUCAAGGCCAAGUGUGAGCCGCAACCCAUUGAAUGCUACUUGCAGUUUUAAUUAGUUUUUAUUUUUACAAAAUUAUGUUGUUUUUCUUUUAGUAGCCUUUUUUUUUUAUUAGUGGAGACUGUAAGGGUCACCAGAGAAUUUUUAAAAUGACAACCCACUUUUAUACUCAAAUCGAUUAAUUGUAGUCGAGUUUUAUUACAAUUUACCAUACUGAUGGUAACAUCAGAUAGAUUUGUUUUGGUGAACCAGAUUGCAACUUCAAGUUUUUCUUGUGUUUACUGUACUGAUUCACAGUCUGUACAAGGAAAUAGUACAAGGACAGUUAGAAUACAACUUCAACAAAAUAUAUUUUAAAACCUUAUUUAUAAUGAGCUUUUGUGUGUGAGAGAGCAAUGACCAAAACGCAUCCAAAUGUUCAGUCACCAGCCAGGCCAUCUGACAUGGCCGAACCUCAGGGGGGACAUUUAAAUUCCAGUGGUUACGCAUUGAGGACGCCUUGUACUUAUGCAUAAAGGGCAUUUUACUUAUUUUAUUGUACUUUUAUAUUAAUAUCACCUACAAAUGAAGCCUCACAUGUUUGUAAUUGCAGAUGUAUUUUUUCAUUGUAUUGUCUUUUAUUUGAAGCUACUUAAUACACCAUAUUAGUUUCUUCUGGGUUAAAGAGAAUACAUUAUGCUUUUUUCAGGUAUUUAGUUUAAAACUAAAUACCUGAAAAAAGCAACAGUAGCUCAGUUGGUAGAGCAUUUGCCCACUGAUCUGAAGGUUGGUGGUUUGAAUCCAGUUCUCAACCUAAAACAUUGCAGGUUGAGUGGUCAGAUCCACUGACCCACAGGUUGGCUGAUGUGAUUCCAGCUCCCACAGAUGAAUGUUGUCUUUGUGUCCUUGCCCACAGUGUCUGUGUACACUGGUGUGUGAAUGGGUGAGCGGUUCCUUUUUGUAAAGCACUUUGAGUGCCUUGAAGGUAGAAAAGCGCUAUAGAAAAAUGUGACCAUUUAAACUAACAUAUACUUGGUUCAUGAUCUUGGUUUUAGUUUAUUGUAAACUACAGUAUUGAUAUACUACUGUUAUAGCUGAAAUAA
This is a messenger RNA of Boleophthalmus pectinirostris (great blue-spotted mudskipper), 3454 nucleotides long. It is a transcript of the gene ctns, whose product is annotated as cystinosin, lysosomal cystine transporter. Gene Ontology annotation, molecular function: L-cystine transmembrane transporter activity. The coding region runs from base 320 to 1522 and encodes 400 amino acids. The transcript has 11 exons. Gene Ontology annotation, biological process: L-cystine transport. NCBI's taxonomy places the organism in Eukaryota, Metazoa, Chordata, Actinopteri, Gobiiformes, Gobiidae. Gene Ontology annotation, cellular component: lysosomal membrane. The record is from RefSeq and is a predicted model, not a curated record.